Empidonax traillii (willow flycatcher) is the source of this 2661-nucleotide messenger RNA. It is a transcript of the gene GALNT12, whose product is annotated as polypeptide N-acetylgalactosaminyltransferase 12. Bases 1 to 1761 code for a protein of 586 amino acids. Gene Ontology annotation, cellular component: Golgi apparatus. Lineage: Eukaryota; Metazoa; Chordata; Aves; Passeriformes; Tyrannidae. The transcript is spliced from 10 exons. The record is from RefSeq and is a predicted model, not a curated record.
AUGGCCGGCCGCCUCGGCCGCGGGAUGUGCUACGGCAAGCGGGGCCGGGGCUGCCGGGGCGAGGGCGCCCUGCUCGCCCUGGGGCUCCUGGCCGCCCUCGGCUUCCUCGUGUGGUGGCACGGCCCGCCGCCCCGCCACGCCGCCCGCCGCGCCCCGCCGCUGCCGCCGUCCCCCGACACCGAGCUGCUGCGGCGCCCGGUGUACGCCAAACCCGCCCUGGACCCGGGGGCGCUGGGGGAACUGGGCCGGGCGGUGCGGCUGGAGCUGAGCCCGGCCGAGAAGCGCCGCCAGGAGGAGAGCAUCCGCCGGCACCAGAUCAACAUCUACCUGAGCGACCGCAUCUCGCUGCACCGCCGCUUGCCCGAGCGCUGGCACCCGCUAUGCAGAGAGAAGAAGUAUGAUUAUUAUAACCUGCCAAGAACCUCCGUUGUGAUAGCUUUUUAUAAUGAGGCUUGGUCAACACUUCUGCGAACUGUUCACAGUGUUCUUGAGACAUCUCCAGAUAUUCUUUUGGAAGAAGUUAUUCUUGUAGAUGAUUACAGUGACAAAGAACAUUUAAAGGAGAAUUUAGAGAACUACGUGGCUGGUUUACGCAAGGUGCGUCUUAUCCGGGCAAAUAAGCGAGAGGGGCUGGUUCGAGCCCGGCUGCUGGGGGCAUCUGUGGCAAAAGGAGACAUCCUGACCUUCCUGGACUGCCACUGUGAAUGCCAUGAGGGCUGGCUGGAGCCACUGUUGGAAAGGAUUGCGGAAGAAGAAACAGCUGUCGUCUGCCCUGUUAUUGAUGUUAUUGACUGGAAUACAUUUGAGUACUUGGGAAAUGCUGGUGAGCCACAGAUUGGUGGAUUUGACUGGAGGCUGGUCUUCACUUGGCAUAGUACCCCUGAAAGAGAACAAAAACGGAGGAAGUCCAAGACUGAUGUGAUCAGGUCUCCAACCAUGGCAGGUGGAUUGUUUUCUGUAAGCAAAAAGUAUUUUGAUUAUCUUGGUUCAUAUGACACAGGAAUGGAAGUCUGGGGAGGAGAAAACCUUGAAUUCUCAUUUAGGAUAUGGCAGUGUGGAGGAAGUCUUGAGAUCCAUCCUUGCUCCCAUGUAGGUCACGUUUUCCCCAAACAAGCUCCAUACUCGCGGGCCAAAGCUUUGGCAAACAGUGUGCGUGCAGCUGAAGUGUGGAUGGACGAAUAUAAAGAACUUUAUUACCACCGAAACCCGCACGCUCGCCUGGAGCCAUAUGGAGAUGUGACAGAAAGAAGACUUCUUCGAGAGAAGCUAAAAUGUAAGGACUUUAAAUGGUUCUUGGAGAAUGUGUAUCCAGAACUUCACGUACCCGAGGACAGACCAGGCUUCUUUGGAAUGCUGAGGAAUAGAGGGAUGGAAAACUACUGUUUUGAUUACAACCCUACAAAUGAACAUCAGGUAACUGGACACAGGGUCAUACUGUACCCAUGUCAUGGCAUGGGACAAAAUCAGUUUUUUGAGUACACAUCCCAUAAUGAAAUACGUCACAACACCCGACAACCAGAAGUCUGUGCAGCAGUCGAUUCAGGGACUGACUACUUAACAAUGUACUUGUGUCAAGAAAAUGUCCACAAUGUUCCUGAAAACCAGAAGUUUGUUUUCAGAGAGGAUGGUACCUUGUUUCACCUACAAACCCAGAAGUGUGUACAAGCUGAGUCAAAUGUUUACAAUGGUAACCCAGCACCAUUGUUACGACCAUGUACCAACUCGGACUACCAAAAAUGGUUCUUCAAAGAAAGAAGUUGAUCCAGAUGUUGUCUAGCUGAAUAUGAAAAAUGUGUUUUUUCCAGUCAACAGUUAGUCAGCUUUUUUGAAAAUCACAUAAGUGAUAUAUUUUUGUAUGGAAAGAACUGUAAUUAGUUUACAAACCUUGGAUCUUGUUUCCUGGAGCAUUAGAAAGCACUAAGCAUUGAGAGCUAUGUAAAGUGCUACAGAAUCUGCUCCUUUUCUCUUUAUUUGGCAGCUACAUAACUGCUUCUGAAGUGUCUUAAGUUCUUCUCUCAAGUGACAAUGUAUUUUUUUAAUCUGCUGUGUGGAAGUAAGGCAGUCAAAAUAAUUGCACUAAUGUUAAUCUGCCAAUAACUUAAAAUGUUUAUUUUUCUACUAAAACAUUCUGCAGUUGGGCCUUUUAACAGAUAGUAGUUAAUAAUUAUUCUCAUCUUUUAAAUACAGAGAAGGUAAAUGUAGGCCAUAUUCUGCCCUAAGUGACUACCACAAACUCCUCACUGAAGACAGUGUGGAUUUACACAUGAAGGCAGAGUACGUCUGCAUGUUUUUGCACAAAUAACAAUCUAGAUGCAUACAGAUUGCACAUGCCUGACCAUACUAUACCUUAAAUGCUGUGACAAUUUUAGAUGCUCAUGGCACUUGACAAGUUUAUAAUCAUGCAUAAGUCUGGUCUGGGAGUAAAAUGGGGAUUUUCUCAUUUUUCUUUAAGAAAUAAGGCAACUGUAUUUAAAGGUGAUGCUUUAGGAAAAGCUAUUUAGAUUCACAUGGACCUAGCUAUGUGUCUGUGUCCCAGACUGCACAGCUCAUUUUAACAUUAUGUGGAUUUUUAAUAUGCAUAAAAAUUGCAAGAUCAGACCUGGCAAUAAUUCUUUUGGAAAAAAAUCAAAAUUACAGUUAGAGAAAAUGAAUCUAAAAAAU